Messenger RNA from Scaptodrosophila lebanonensis, 1304 nucleotides. Its product is annotated as nitric oxide synthase-interacting protein homolog. The record is from RefSeq and is a predicted model, not a curated record. Gene Ontology annotation, molecular function: ubiquitin protein ligase activity. Lineage: Eukaryota; Metazoa; Arthropoda; Insecta; Diptera; Drosophilidae. Gene Ontology annotation, cellular component: nucleus. Bases 77 to 970 code for a protein of 297 amino acids. The transcript is spliced from 3 exons.
AGCUGUAACCAUUUUACAUUAUAACUCUUGUUUGAAGGAAAACAUUCGUUUGUGGGUAUAACUAAUUGUUAUUAAAAUGACUCGCCAUGCACGAAAUUGCACUGCCGGCGCCGUUUACACCUAUAAUGAAAAAAAAAGAGAUGCGACUGAGUCAGGAUACGGCACAAAUGCUCAGCGGCUCGGAAAGGAUUCAAUAAAGUCUUUUGAUUGCUGCUCACUUACUCUGCAGCCCUGCAGAAACCCAGUGGUGACCAAGCAGGGUUAUCUUUUUGACAAAGAAGCCAUUUUACAGUACAUCAUAACGAAAAAAAACGAGUACCACCGCAAACUUAAGGAGUAUGAGCGCCUUCGAAGAGCGAAGGAGAAUGAACUGGCACAACAAGCGGAUAGCAAACAGCGUGAACGCAUGGACGAAUUCGUAAAAGCAGAUAAACCUACUACUUUAUCAAAAAAACAUAAACUUACACAUAAUGCGACGACAGUGGUAGAAGCAGCUGGAAGCUCUAUUUCAAACAUGUCUAAUGGUCAUGAAAAAAAACUUCCCAGCUUCUGGCUUCCUUCGGAGUGCCCAAAUGCCGGCGCUGCCAUGGCAAAAAUGCCAGAUGCUACAAUAUUCUGUCCAGUAUCACAACAGCCCCUAAAGUCAAAGGACCUAAUUGAUGUUAAAUUUACGCUACUUAAAGAUGGCGACACCAAGCGAUCUCUUAUAGCUAAGGAUGCACGGUUUAUGUGCCCUAUCACUCACGAUGUGCUCAGCAAUGCAGUACCGUGUGCAGUACUAAGACCAACAGGUGAUGUGGUAACCAUGGAAUGCGUAGAAAAGCUUAUUAAAAAGGAUAUGAUACACCCCUUGACAAAUUGCAAGCUAAAGGAAAGGGAUAUAAUACCACUACAGCGUGGUGGUACAGGCUAUGCUAUUACCAAUGACCGCUUGGAAGGCAAGGAAAAACGGCCAAUGCUCCAAGUUUAAAGGCAUUCUAUGUUUUAUAUUUUCUUAUGACACCAUGUCGAUAUCACCAGCUAACAGGUGUUUCCCGUCGUCGCCGUUUUCAUAUUUAACUGAUUUCCAGACAAAAUGGCUGCCGAGUCCUACCACGUAUUUAUUUACUUUUCAAUUUUGCAGUAGAAAUUUACCUUUGGUCAGAACAACUUCAUACUGAUUGUGCGGCUUAAGCCGGUAACUUGCCGGUAUGGCAAAAUCAAAUGGUUCACAACAAUUUUACUUAAAAAAGAAAGACUUGUAUCUUUCUAUGCACGAUUUAUUGGCUCAAAAAUAAAAACACGUUCGCACAGUUCAACUUCAA